Messenger RNA from Desarmillaria tabescens, 369 nucleotides. RefSeq lists its product as uncharacterized. The record is from RefSeq and is a predicted model, not a curated record. The transcript has 6 exons. The coding region runs from base 1 to 369 and encodes 122 amino acids. NCBI's taxonomy places the organism in Eukaryota, Fungi, Basidiomycota, Agaricomycetes, Agaricales, Physalacriaceae.
AUGUCCAAGCUCGUCUGGUGGCCCUUCAUCAUCGCUUAUGUUUCUUCAAUCGUGUCGGGGCAACCUUCGGUCGACGCGCCGUAUACCGUCACCAAAGGCGAGACCACGACAUUGGGCUGGUCAGGCGAAUCUGAGUCUUUAAAAAUUCCGUCUCAUCGCGCUUCGACACUGAUUGUAUUUGAGCAGUCUAUUGUCGUCGGAGAUGAUCCAUCCGCUUCCCCUCUCGUUGAACUUGGGUCGACGAGCGAGCGAGCUCUCCAAUACCAGUGGCCACUAAACCCCAAAGAUAACGACACCCGAGUUGCAGCAGCAGUACAUGAUGGCAAUGGAGAAGGGGCUCGAUCUGCGCCUGUCCCUGUUAUUGCCUGA